AUGCCUCUUAAUUUAGGGAUAUGGCGGAUAGUGGCGUCGGCUUUAGUCAUAUUAUUUCUAUCUCCGAACCAGCGGAUCGACGGAGCACCAGUGGUUCCAUGCUACUUCAUCUUUGGCAAUUCCAAAAACGACAACAGGAACAACAACAGCAUCGAUACAGUGGUCAAGGCGAACUUCCCACCAUUCGGGAUUGAUUACCCAGAUGGUCCAACUGGAAGGUUCACUAAUGGCAAGAGCAUGGCCGAUCUUAUAGCUGGUGUUGGAAUUUUGGAGGAAACCGCGAAGGGACUGGGAAAUUUAGCAACGUUCAAGGACCAGGUGAAUCAGCACAAGGACAGCAUCUCAAGGCUGGUGAAGAUCCUCGGAGGGAACAAGGCAUCGGUCAUGUCUCGCCUCAGCAGGUGCUUGUACCACGUCCAUCUCGGAAACAAUGACUUUCGCGGAAAUUACUACUUACCCUGGCAGUUUUCCAGCAGUUGCAAGUAUGACCCCGGAAUUGUUUGCCAAUCUUCUAGUCGAAACUAUGGCCAAGAGGAUAAGGGUGCGGUAUUUAUUUCUGUACAGCAUGCUAUUGCAGAAUAA
Messenger RNA from Punica granatum (pomegranate), 582 nucleotides. NCBI's taxonomy places the organism in Eukaryota, Viridiplantae, Streptophyta, Magnoliopsida, Myrtales, Lythraceae. The record is from RefSeq and is a predicted model, not a curated record.